AUGCUAGUAUUCUUUGAGGAAGUUCUUGAGGAAGUUGGAGUUGAAACUGUGGUCCAAAUAGUUGGAUACUCAACGUCUGCCUGCAUGAUGGAAGCAGGCAAUAGACUAAUGGAAAAAUGUAAGACAGUUUUUUGGACAGUAGAUGUUUCUCAUUGCAUGGAACUUAUGUUACAGAAGUUCACGAAGAUGAACCCGAUACAAGAAGCUUUGGAGAAGGCAAAGACACUCACACAAUUUAUUUACAACCAUGCUACUGCCCUGAAGCUUCUAAGAGAUGCGUGUCCUGAUGAGCUUGUAAAGUCUUCAAAGAUCAGGUCAAUUGUGCCCUUUUUGACUCUGGAAAACAUUGUCUCACAGAAAGACUGCUUAAUUAGGAUGUUUCAGUCUUCUGAUUGGCAUACCUCAAUCAUGGCUUCUACAAAUGAGGGUAAACGAAUAUCAGAAAUGGUUAAAAAUGAAUCAUUUUGGAGUGAGGCUUUGAUGGCUGUAAAAGCAACCAUUCCCCUGGUGAAAGUUAUAAAGUUACUCAAUGGCACUAAUAAGCCACAAAUUGGUUUUAUAUAUGACACACUAGAUCAAAUUAAAGUGACCAUCAAAAAGGAGUUCCAAGGCAAGGAAUCUCUUUUUGCAAAAUUCUGGACAGCCAUUGAUGACAUAUGGAACGGAUAUCUCCACAGUCAUCUUCAUGCUGCGGGUUACUUUUUGAACCCAAUCUAUUUUUACUCGAGCGAUUUCUAUGCUGAUGCGGAAGUUACCUCAGGUCUUUGUUGUUGUGUUGUUCGCAUGACAGAAGAUCGUCAUAUACAGGAUUUGAUGGCACUGCAAAUUGAUGAGUAUCGCAAGGGGAGGGGCACGUUUCAUUUUGGAAGUUUCAAAGAAAAACUAAUAAAUAUUUCCCCAGGUGCACUUUGGUGGUCACAAUAUGGAGUUGAGUAUCCGGAAAUUCAAAGGUUUGCUUUUCGGCUCCUUAGUCAGACAUGCAAUGGUGCUUCACAUUAUAGGCUGAAAAGGAGCUUGGUCGAGACAUUACAUACAGAAGGUAUGAAUCCGAUAGAGAAGCAGAGGCUGCAAGACUUGGUAUUUGUCCAUUGUAAUUUGCAAUUACAAGCUUUUGAUCCAGAUGGAAGCAAUGACAAUACAGACUAUGUUGUUGACCCCAUGGAUGAGUGGAUAGUCAGAAAAGAGCCCAAUUUGGUGCAUGAAAACACUCAACUUACAUGGAUGGACUUGGAACUUGCAAGCAGAAAUGGAAAGGAAAAAGAUGUUAUCUAUGUAAAGGAUGAAGCGGACGGGGACGAGGACGAACCUAAAUGUAUAUAGUGUAGCAAAUGUGUAAUGGUAAUUAGUCAUUCUAAAGUAGUGUUAUGAACAAGAAAUCACAAACUUUGGAUCCAAGAACUCAUCAAGCCUAAAGUAAUUAUUCUCUGCUGUUUUUUUCUUUUGUAUUGUGAUUCUGCUCAAAUGAAAACUUAAAGGAAAUAUUAGCUUUAGAGCUUGAAGAUAUUUUGAACUUUA
This is a messenger RNA of Solanum pennellii, 1515 nucleotides long. RefSeq lists its product as uncharacterized. The record is from RefSeq and is a predicted model, not a curated record. Gene Ontology annotation, molecular function: protein dimerization activity. Bases 1 to 1320 code for a protein of 439 amino acids. The transcript is spliced from 2 exons. Lineage: Eukaryota; Viridiplantae; Streptophyta; Magnoliopsida; Solanales; Solanaceae.